AUGGUGGAUGCAGCGUCAGCGCUGCGGAUUUCCACGCACUAUUAUAAGAUUGCUCAUUUGCUGCUGGUCACCUUUGCCAUAUACACUGCCAAAGAGCCCACGGUGGACCAGUAUCUUCUAGAGCUUGAGCUCCAAAUCCGAAAUCAGCAUCCUAAAAUUUUGCUUACCUAUUACAAUAAGUCGUUAUAUCACUUUCGGUUCGAUCAUCUCAAAGAAGAAAGAGACUUUGUCAAUAAUGAGCAACACCAAAAAGAUGAUACAUCCAACUUGCAGUUGCACAUACUAUAUCCACAAUUGUCUCUCAAACAUGAAUACACAGUGGGUGCUGAUCAACUUGCUAAUCCUUCUCGAGUAAUGAAAGGUGUCAAGAAGGAUUCAUACUCGAAAAUUGAUCUACCUGAAGGGCAACUUGCGUUUGCUAGUCUUUCCUUUCUUAAGGCAGUCAAGAAGACCCUUGUAUAUAACUUGUCAGCUUCUGGAAACAUGCUUCUUUUUGGUAAUUACGUCGUUGCUCGGGUGGCAGAAACGUCCGCCCAAUAUUCUGUUGUGCAAGUCGACCCAGUACUACUUGCGAACGGGGAUAUCGUUGUUUCGCUUUCUCAACGUAACAAAUUGGCUCUUUUUGACUCGGCAAUAUUGAAUUUGGACCAUGUGUUUCAAGAAAUGGCUUCUUGUUUUGUCAUCUAUGUGGUGCCUUCAGGUCUCCGCUGUCACCUUUACGACACAUCGAGCAUGCAACACAGCUUCACAUACACCCCACCCAAAUCGAGUGUAAAUCUUUUACGACUCUUAAAGCUCAGUACUGGUGUCGAAUUGAAACAGAAGCAACAAAUUUUGUGGGUUAAGUUGGUCCCCAACUUGCAGCAUCUUAACAAUCAGACUUCUAAAAUUUCUCACUUCGUUCAUGAAGUGGAUAAUAAGAAAUACAUCUUGUGGCCGUGGGAGCUUUGUCUCUUGCAAUUUGGAAGUGUGGAGAAAAAUCCAAUUCAUGAUAAUUCGCCUCUGAAUGUGGACCCGUUGUCGUUGAUCUCUGAUUUCAUCCAAUUCUCAAUUCUGCGCCACGAAAAUGAUAACGUCGAGAGGCAUAUGGAAACGCUGACAGGACCUGGAUCAGCUACUAACCACAUCACGACUCACCCACCAUUUAGUGUUCCGAGUGCAUUCUCGAUUGGCAUGAGUACGGAGGGUAAUGAUAAACACGAAGACACACACAUGAGCAUUCUGGAAACAAACCCCGAAGUUCUGGGUCUUUUUGAGAUAGACCACAACGAAGAUUUGUUUGGGAGCGAGAAUGUACUAGAUGUUCCUUUACUGGGUAGUCAAGAUACAAAAACUAAAGAAAAGGGGAGUGAGCUAGAGAUGAAAGAGGAUGGCGUCGAAGACGACAGUGAUCUUUUUGGUAGCAGCCCGGAACUGGAUUCCAAACAGGCUGGAGAAGCACUAAUGGAAGAUUUUGAUCCUCGGAAAAGCGAAAUUCACAACAUGGAAGUGGACUCCCAAGAAGCAUUAAGCAACUCGGAGAAGAUUUUUGAGGACCCACAAGGUUCCGAGAACGAAGCACUCGAUAUCAAAAGUGAAAUACAGCCUCCAAGUGCUUUCCCAGGAUUUAUAAAUAUUCCAAGAGACCAGAUGAUAUCAGGUCCUGCCAACAUGACUCCCAUGUCUUACGAUGAUCCAGGUGCACCUCCAGCGAUUAUGCCUACACCAAUGAUCCCAACUCCAGUAAUUCCUCAAAACGUUUCCGAUGUUCAAGGCGGUUUUGGAAUGCAAGCAAUUCCUCAUCCUCACACCACCCCGAAAGUUCCACUGCACCUGUUUCCUCAACCAGGGAAACCAUUGAAUCCAUUUGCUAGUAGAGAUUCUAAAGAAGCAAUACAAGGAGAAGACAACUUAGCUUAUGUUUUCUCCCCAAUUUUGUUCAACCCGAUGAUCAAAAGCAAUAUUGAUACAAAAUAUGGAAAGGGUGGAAAAUUCUAUGUUGCCCGUGAGAGUUCCACUGGCCCAGAAGAAUUCAAGUUCAGGUUACGAGAGACAAGUGUUUCUGGAUUCGAUUCGAAAAAAGAACUUUCUGAAGGCAAAUUUUUACCUGAAUUGCUCGAUUCAGUCAGCUCUUCGAAGGAUUCCAAGAUUGAUAAUACUUUCUUCCCAGAUGGAACGUUGAUUCAAAAAGAAGAUAUACACGAAGAAGUAGUGGACGACGAUGUAAAUGAGGAAGAUGAAGAGGAAGAUGAAGAAGAUGAAGAGGAAGAUGAAGAAAGUGAUGUGGAUGAGGAAGAUGUGAUUGCUUUGAAAACAUCCCCCCCUUUGAAAUUAAAUACCCAUGACAUAUUUCAAAUGCUGAAUGCAGCAGAAAUACUGAAGGGACUCAAUGUGACUUCUUCUUUGCAAAGUAACCAAUCAAACAAUUUCUUGUCCCCCGGUUCGAGCAUUAUUAAAGUCCAACCAUCAAACAAAGUCGAUUCUCCGUUUGGAUUCAGCAUGGGCACUUUGGAUGUACCGACUUCAUCCCUUUCUCCACCAAUAUUGAACGAUCUUAAGCAGGAUAGUCUGCUGGGAGUCAUUAACAGAAGUGAUGAUUUGAACCAGCAAACUGACAACGGUGGGAACAAGGAGCCUGGCACUGCCGAAAGUGCCAACACUCCUUUAUCUAAUUCAAGUUCUGGUAAUGGUAUUUCGGAAUCAUCCAACUGUCUUCCUUUGAUUCUUCGAAAUAUUAACGUUGUGAGUAUCCCUAAUUGCUUUAUUGUGAAGAAAGCUCCUGGCGUGUGGGGAAAUGUACCAAUUUCUACCGGGUUCAAUAUGGAUGUGGAUGAAGAAGAAGACGAAUUUGAUGUCACAGACGGUACACUCUCUGUGAGAUUAAUGGACCUUGAUGAGUGUUUGAAGUGGCUCAUGCCGAAUCUUGUCUUUGAUUUAGGCUUGAUCAAUUUCGAGAAACGGCUUCAAAUCAAAUUUCCGGAGUUCUUUUCUGAAGAGCUAGCCGACAACAUCACUGAUGGUGAAGUGAGCUCUGAAGUUAAGGAUUGUUUUCUUGCAACCUUCCCUCUCAGUUACAGAGUGAAACUCAGCGAGUUCGUAAAUGAAAACGAAGACUUGGCAAAGGAUGUCUCAGAGCCACAGAGAGAAAUUGAUAAUCGAUUGAGUUUCCUUGACGAUAUCACAAAUAAUGAUAUUCUAGACGAGGAAACCUCUUCGAAGAAAAUGAUGAAACUUCAUUGGGAUUCUAUUCAUCCUGAAUUGAAAGUGAAUCAACAAAAGUUCAAAAACUACUGCGAAUUAGUGACUUCUUCUCAGACAAACUCCGAUAAAAAGAACGAUGAUGGGUCUGUAUUUUCUCUCAACGAAGUGAAAACCAAAGUUUUCAAGAACGGGGACAAUAUUAUCAACUUAAACGUCACUGGCAUCAAAUUUUGGAACUACUUUAAUUUCAGUCCUUUGAACGGACCCAAACGGUUUCAGGUUCUCGUGAUUUCUGAAAAUGACGCUAGAAAUCAAGAUGGAAAUCUUUUUGAUUCUAGUAAUUUGGAUUUCCUAGAGUUGCUUAGAAGCAACUAUAAGGAGGGCCAUUUCGGAACGAUUAAGAAAUUGAACUUGCAAACUUCCGAUACUAGACCUGACUUGGAUGGUAUCAGUAAUGGGCUUAUGCUCGUUGACAAAGGUAUUGGUGAAGGUGCUUACAGAGAGUUUUACAAGAAGAUCAACAAGAAACUCAAAUCUUUGGCGGAACUAAUCAAACUUGAUAUUAUCAACAAAACGAACAGAUUUGAGUUUGACCGACCACUUCUUUUGCUCUUCGUCAACUUUGAUUCCUCAAUCAAUUCAGUGUUACAAAUCUCGAAGAUAUGUCGAAACUUCAAGUUAUUCUUGAAUGACCACCAAUUAUCAUUGGUGAAUACCUUCACACAAAUCAUACCGUGGAAUUACAUUAUUACCCAAUCAGACAUGCGCCGCCGACUUCGGUAUUUAUCAAACUCAAAAUUAUCGAAAAUCUCUAUGAGUCUAUACAACAAGUGUCCUAAUGUCGACAACCAUGAUUCAAGAUUCAACAGAGACAAUACGAGGAAAUUAUACACAAAUUUGGUGAAGGAACCACCUUCGACUUUGCACUUCAAGUUCAUGAAUAAGGUCAACAAGGAAGGUUACACUUCUUCAUUCCAUGAUGAUAUAUUCCUCCAUGUUGCGUAUGAAAGAUCAGUGGACAAGAGCUGGGUUUCAGCAGCAUGGUCAGAUCCAUUGGGAAUAGUUACCCAUACGAAGUCUUGGUACUGUCUGUCUAAAGCCAGGACAAAUGGUGCCGAUGCACAUGAAUUGGGUUCGAUUAUCAAUGACAUAUGGGAUAUCUCCAACAAUUUCUUCAAAACUUUGAAUGAUGAUGCUGUACAAAGAACUUGCGGGUCUGGAGCAAAAAACUUCUUGGUACUCACAAGAAUUAGUAGCAUUAUCCCCGACGAUGAAUUGGUGUUUUGGAAAAAGCUUACGACAAAACACAAAGAUAUUUCACUCCUUGUGCUUUCCGCGAACCGUUUACCCAAGUACAUUUUCAGUUCAGAGCCCAGAAAUGUUCCAUCUGGGACAUCGGAGUCCACCACAGGUGUGAAGAACAACUUCGACGAGACAACGCCUAAUUUCAUGCAAAACCUUGGGCAAAACCGCAAUUCUAUUUCAUCGAGCAUGUCUGGUCCAGACUUUUUCAAGUCUAUUAAUGGAAUGGGUAAUGUCAUGAGUCCAUCGUCAUCAGGUGCUGGUUUUACUCUUACAUCGCCAAUGAACUCUAGUGCUCUCAGUUUUCAUUCUCCGCAACAGUUCUUGAAUGCGCCCUCCAAUUUUCUAUCACCACUGGAUGCCGCCGGUACCGCAGGUACUGGACUCGGACUUAACAGUAUCAGCAUCAAUGAGGCCGAUUACAUCAUUAAGGACCCUUGCUUAGAGAUUUUGGGAGUUAUACCCAAGAUCCCACUUCCCUCAUUUAAUUCGCCUACCAGGUUGGGUAUGCGGAUUGGCUACUUGAUCAGAGAAUCGAAGACUGAAAACGCAAACUCAGAAGUAAAGGAUCUUGUUUUCGAGGUAACCCUUCUCAGCUGCUCCUCUUACUGGAACUUGGAUGCAAUCAUGAAGAUUUUGCUUAAUCAGUACAAGAAAUUGAUUGUGCUCAAUGAUGUGAUGGGUACGUGCGACCGCGAACCUAAGAAAACCACAAAUACCACUGAAAUCAGAAGCUUGGUUCCGUGGCAUAUUAAUGCGGUUGUGAAAACGAUCGACUACUUAGUUCACGUGAAUGUGGACGAGCCGACCUAA
Messenger RNA from Sungouiella intermedia, 5295 nucleotides. NCBI's taxonomy places the organism in Eukaryota, Fungi, Ascomycota, Pichiomycetes, Serinales, Metschnikowiaceae. The record is from the annotation of a GenBank genome assembly.